Molecule: messenger RNA, 1446 nt
Organism: Cordyceps fumosorosea ARSEF 2679
Lineage: Eukaryota; Fungi; Ascomycota; Sordariomycetes; Hypocreales; Cordycipitaceae
Product: 26S proteasome non-ATPase regulatory subunit 12
Exons: 4
Coding region: 1-1446 (481 amino acids)
Cellular component (GO): cytoplasm; proteasome regulatory particle, lid subcomplex; nuclear proteasome complex
Source: RefSeq, a predicted model, not a curated record
AUGUCUGAGGGAGCACUGAAGCCGGAGAAGGACUUCUCCAAGGAGGUUGACGAGCAGCUUCCCCAGGCGGAGAAGCUCGCUUCUAGCAACCUCCAAGGCGCUAUCGAGAAGCUCGCCGCCCUUGAGAAGCAAACGCGCCAGGCGUCCGAUUUGGCCUCAACGUCGCGAGUUCUCAUCGCCAUCAUAACAUUAUGCAAGAACGCGGGCGACUGGAGCUUGCUGAACGAGCAGACGCUCGUUCUCUCCAAGAAGCACAGCCAGCUCAAGCAGGCCAUCACCAGGAUGGUGCAGACAGUUGUCGGAUUUCUCGAUGAUACCCCCGACCUGGCCACGAAGCUUUCCGUCAUUGAGACCCUAAGAACCGUCACCGAGGGCAAGAUUUUCGUCGAAGUCGAGCGCGCCCGUGUCACCAAGAUCCUUUCCGACAUCAAGAAGGAGCAGGGCGACCUCAAGGCCGCGACCGAAAUCCUUUGCGAACUGCAGGUCGAAACAUUUGGAUCCAUGGACCGCAGAGAGAAGACCGAAUUCAUUCUUGCUCAGGUCGCACUCUGCAUCGAGAGCGGCGACUGGACACAAGCUGGCAUCCUUGGCCGCAAGAUUAGCACAAAGUACCUCGCGCGCAAGCCCACGAAGACGGCCGAGCAGCUCGAGAAGGAGGCAAAGGAGCGCGAGAAGAAGAAGGCUCGUGGUGAGGAAGUCCCCGAGGAGAAGGCGGAUGACACAACCGACCUCAAGCUCCGUUACUAUGAGCAGCAGAUUAUGCUGGCCAAGCACGACGACAAGUACUUGGAGGUCUGCAAGAACUACAGACACGUACUUGACACGGAAGCUGUCGAAAAUGACCCUGCCAAGCUUCACCCCGUCUUGCAACGAAUCAUCUACUUCGUUAUUCUGGCACCAUAUGAUAAUGAGCAACAUGACCUCCUUCACCGUAUCCACAAAGACUCACGAAAUGCCCAAGUGUCCCUGGAGGCAGAGCUUCUUCGGCUUUUCACCGUCCAUGAACUAAUGCGCUGGCCGGAGGUUGCGAAGAAAUUUGGCCCUCACCUGUGCGGCACCGACGUCUUUGAUUCUCAGGGCAGCUCUUCAGACGAAAAGGCGCACCAGCGCUGGAAAGAUCUCCGCAAGCGUGUCAUUGAGCACAAUGUUCGCGUAGUGGCCAAGUACUAUACCCGUAUCCAGAUGGGCCGUCUCACGGAGCUUCUGGAUCUCACAGAAGACGAGACGGAAAAGUACAUUAGCGAGCUGGUCACUUCGAAGACAGUAUACGCAAGAAUUGACCGCCCGGCGCGCAUCGUCAGCUUCUCCAAGCCUCGGGAUGCUGAUGACGUGCUGAACGAAUGGAGCCACAACAUGAAGAGCCUGCUCGGUCUGUUGGAGAGAAUCGAUCAUCUCAUUACCAAGGAGGAGAUGAUGGCGCGCAUUCAACCUACAAGCGCUAAAUAG